AUGGGCAAGAAAAAGAGAGGACACCCCGACGUCGAGGAGCUCCUUGCUCGUCCAUGGUGCUACUACUGCGAGCGUGACUUUGAGGAUCUCAAGCUCCUGAUUUCCCACCAGAAAGCCAAGCACUUCAAGUGCGACCGAUGCGGCAAGCGACUGAACACGGCCGGCGGUCUCUCCGUCCACAUGAACCAAGUGCACAAGGAAUCGCUCGAUAAGGUCGAGAACGCGCUGCCCAACCGACAAGGGCUCGACAUUGAGAUCUUCGGCAUGGAGGGUGUCCCCGACGACAUUGUCCAGCAGCACAACCAGCGCAUCAUCACAAACUUCUACACAGCACAGGCCGAGCGCCAUGCCGCUACAGGCAACCCGCCGCCGGGACAGGCUGGUGGUCAGGGACCCGCCAAGAAGAUCAAGGUCGAGACUCCCGAAGAGUUGAAGAAGAGGUUGGCCGAGCACAGGGCAAAGGUCGCGGCGAUAAAGGCGAAUGGCGGCGUGGUACCGGUCCCUGUUGUUGUGCCGAAAGCUCAGCCUGCUUCUGUGUCGCCGGUUGCUGGUCAGAGUCCGGCGCAAGGCGCAUCUCCUUUCCCUCCCCCGCAACCAGGAUUUCCGUACCCCCCACCCGUCGGCGUCCCCGGUGCCUUCCCACCUCCAGUACAACCAGGUGUUGUUGGCGCCUACCCUCCCGUCUACCCCCCUCCCGGCGCAACACCCACACCCCCCGGUGCGCCGGGCGGCCCGGGCUUCAACCUCCCUGCCAGACCGACGGGCGGCGCUCUGCCGCAGAGAUCCCCUUACUACAACAACUACAACGGUGGCGCAGUGCCGCCACCAGGUGGUGGAUACCCUGGCGCCUCGACUGUCGAUGAGCUGGUGUCGGGCGCGGCGAGGCAAGGGGAUGAAAUCGAUCAGCUUAUCCGUGCCGCGGAGCAGGGAAGCAAGCCGCCUGCCAGGGCGGGAGAGGACGCUGCUGGUGGGGAGAAGAAGGGUAAGAGCAAGGACAAGAAUAUGCGGAUGGUGUAUGGGGAUAGCGAAGUCAGUCCGGAGGAAAAGAUGGCGCUGCUGCCGAGGUAUGCGGUUUCUGCGGCGUAG
Neurospora tetraspora is the source of this 1086-nucleotide messenger RNA. RefSeq lists its product as uncharacterized. The transcript is spliced from 3 exons. NCBI's taxonomy places the organism in Eukaryota, Fungi, Ascomycota, Sordariomycetes, Sordariales, Sordariaceae. The record is from RefSeq and is a predicted model, not a curated record. Gene Ontology annotation, molecular function: DNA binding. The coding region runs from base 1 to 1086 and encodes 361 amino acids. Gene Ontology annotation, cellular component: nucleus.